Messenger RNA from Panicum virgatum (switchgrass), 2110 nucleotides. RefSeq names its product la-related protein 1B-like. Gene Ontology annotation, molecular function: RNA binding. NCBI's taxonomy places the organism in Eukaryota, Viridiplantae, Streptophyta, Magnoliopsida, Poales, Poaceae. Bases 129 to 1376 code for a protein of 415 amino acids. The transcript has 6 exons. The record is from RefSeq and is a predicted model, not a curated record.
GAGAGCACAGAGCCAGGCACUCAGGCAGGCAGCCAUCCCCAUCCCUCGGAUCGCCGCCGCCGCCGCCUCCUCCCGCGCCGCCGCAAUCGCCCUCUCCCUGCCUAACCCCUCCCCAAACCCUAGCUGCCAUGGAACCUCCCGCCGCCGCAGCCCCUGAUCCGACGCCCCCGGAUUCGGACCACCCCUCCCCCGCCAAGCGCUCUGCCUGGAAGCACCCCGCCCCCAACGGCCCCUCCGUCAUGGACGCCAACCACUGGCCCGCGCUCUCCGAGGCCGCCAAGAACACCAAGCUCGCGCCCUCCCCCGACUCCUCCAGGCCUCCCGAAUCCUCGUCUGCGCCAGUCGCCGCCUCAUCGGCCACGCCCAACUCAUCCAAUUCGCACAAGCACUCCUCGGGGACCCAUCACGGUCGCCACAAGCCGGCCAGGCGCGGUGCCGCCGCCGGGGACCACUCUCCGCGAGACCACCCUGAUCGGUCCACAGGUGGGUGGGACCACGCCACUGCUGCUUCUGGGGGAAGGGGUGGUCAGAGGAACCACAGUAAUGGCGGCACUAGGAGGGGCAAUGGCGGCAGCGGCUUUGCUGCCAGGCGAAGAGGGGGAUACGAGCCCUUCUACCGUGGCCCUCCUCCAAUGGGCAUGGGCCGCCCAUACAUGCGAGGGGCACCACCCCCUCCUCCGCCGAUGACAGUUCCUCCACCUUUCAUGGGCCCUCCGCCACCCCCAGUCGCACCCAUGCGGCCAUUUGCUGGACCAAUGGUCUUCCAUGAUAUGCGAUCCCCAGUAUCUCCUGUAUCCCCGAUAUACUUCUAUGGGCCUCCUCCAACACCAGAGGCUCUCCGGGGACUGGCUCUUGCACCUCCUAUGGUUGGUCCACCUGCUUACCCUUACUUUCAAGCACCGUCCGAGCCACAGCCCCAGCCCCAGCCCCAGUCCCAGCCUGACGCGGAAGAGGAACGUACCAAGCUGCUCAACCAGAUAGAGUUCUACUUCAGCAAGGAGAAUUUAUGCUCAGAUGUAUACUUGAGGCAACAGAUGGAUUGGCAGGGCUGGGUUGAUAUAUCUCUUAUAGCUGGCUUUAAAAAGGUCCAAGAGCUGACAAAAGACCUGCAAUAUAUAAAAGAGAUAGUGCAGUCCUCAUCUAUACUUGAAAUGCAGGGUGCCAAAAUUAGGAAGCAAAAUGAUUGGGAAAAAUGGGUGAUUCCUCGUGAGAGCAAUCCUGAUAUACCGCCAAGCUCAGCAUCCGUAGCAAGGCCUAAUGUCAAUAAUCUGACAGCACGUCUUGGAGGCAUGGGUCUGCAUGAAUCUGCUAGCUCUAGUAGCACAGUGGAGCAAAACCAUCAUGAUUUCAUCCAGAAUGGAUCACCUUUCUGGUAAUGAUGAGGCUCCAGUAGCUGAAGACAACUCUGGCCAGCACCAGCAGCUGUUAGAAUAAGUCAGUGGCUCCGACUCACACCAUGACUGCAGGGAUUUUGUCCAUGCGCGAGUAACAGCUUACAAGUGAGAUAUUUUUUGCAAUUUUUGGAGGGGAGGUAUGCUUGUGGGCGGCGCACUAGACUAGCAAGUUAAUGCUUUUUCUGGCGACGAGGUAAGAUUUUGCUUUUCCUAUUAUUGAGGUGUGGCCUCUACACAUUGCACAAUGUGUGGGAAAGACCUCCCGCUAAUAACCUCCCCCAGACCCCGCACAGUGCGGGAGCCUACGGCACUGGGUACGUUAUUAUUGAGGUGUAGCGUGGAAGAUUUUGGGGCGGUUGGUGAGAAGUUUGAAACAGAAGACAGGCAAACCAAGAUGGUAUGUGGAGGCAUCAAAGAUUAGGAGGAAAACCAUGAAAGAAAACAAAAACAUGAAAACCAACAGAAUGCUAAGUUGUUAUCCCCCGGCGGGCCUGUGAUUGCUUGCUUGCUUGUUUUGAUAACCUUGUUUUGUUUAGUAGGGUGGGGAGCUUGAAUGCUACUUUGUUGGCCUGAUAGUGAACAAGUUGGUUUUCCUCAGCAGUAGGAUGGAUGAUUGUAAAAAAAAAACAAAGAAAAAACCUCCGAUUUUUUGUGGAGGAACUGAACUUUGUCACUCUGAGAGCCAGGGAGUUUGGCUUGGAUCUCAGCUUGUCGUA